Messenger RNA from Postia placenta MAD-698-R-SB12, 951 nucleotides. RefSeq lists its product as hypothetical. The transcript is spliced from 10 exons. The coding region runs from base 1 to 951 and encodes 316 amino acids. The record is from RefSeq and is a predicted model, not a curated record. NCBI's taxonomy places the organism in Eukaryota, Fungi, Basidiomycota, Agaricomycetes, Polyporales, Adustoporiaceae.
AUGGUAGACGAGCGCGCUAAGGGAGGACAUGCCGAGCGUGGCUGUCGAGCGACGGCGGCCAAUACGAAGAUAUCAGAGGGAUGCGGCAUGCGCGCAGGAGCGUGUUGCAAGGGGGUGCCAGGCGAUCAGCUCUCAGCCAACGCGGUUGACCGUGUCCAUAUCCCUGCAUGUCAUUCUCUCGCUCGUGUCUGCGCUGCUGCCAUGCGCGCGCGGCGUCCGGUUGCUCAGUCUACGCCCGCUACCGCCUCGCUCACGCUGCGCUCUGCAUGCCUUGGCUGGGAACACUCGCCUCGCGCACGGGCGCUGGAGCAGACGGACGGGCACCGUCAGCCCCUCCUGCGGUCGGGGUGUGCACUGCGCGUCGCUCUAGCACCCGACACGAUGCACGUGCCCCGCCCCCAGGAUCCAGCGGAGGCACGGGUGCAGCAGCACCCCGCUAGAGCGCGUGGGGAGCUCGCCGGCGUGCGUCGUGAGGGGAACGGCAUGUCGCGCGCAUCCGUGAAGGCCAAGAUGCCGAUCAAGGAGCGCGGGGCGGUGCGAAUAACGGUGGCAGGCACGCGAAUGCGUACGCGCGGGCACGGAUACGGCAUCGAUUGCGCGGGGAUGCUGCGUGCGAUGCGGGCGACGGACGAUGUGGGGGUGUUGCAGCCGGUAGAUCUAGAGCGUGCGUGCGUUGGUACGCGGGCGGGGACGCGGGGAGCUGCCGUCAUGACCUCGGGCGACGCGGCAGCCGAUGCGAAACAAGGGCCACGCCUGGGCCGAAUUGUGCGGCGCGGAUGGACGCGGAUGAGGUGUGCUGCAAGCCAUUCCCCUGUGCAGCGCGCAUCAGUCUAUCUCGCCAGAUCAUACCACGUAUCGAGUGCCGUGAGGGAUGGUGUCGAUGAGGUGCGGGAGCGCAUGGGACCAUCGCCGCGGCUGGGCAGACUGAGCGAGGCGGGCGGUCGGCAGUAG